CGCGCUUGGUCCAUAGGAGGCCCACGGAACCAGAGCCUCUCCUGACUCCUCUCCUUCCCCAGCCUCCAUUCUUCCUCCUCCCCGCCCCUCUCCGACCCGAAGCGGAGGCCGUUCGAUCGAUGCAGACGCCGGCGACCACCUGCGGUGCCCGCGCGGGCGCCUUCGCCCCGUUCCCCCGCCACGAAGCUCCUCCUGGGAGCUCCAGGAAGCCCUUCCCUGGGCCUUCUCCGCGGGCGCCAGGGCUCCGGCUCGUCGCUCCCAUGGCCUCCACCGUCGACUCGCCGGGGAGCUCCUCCGACUUCGCCAAGCGCAUCGAACGCGCCUGGCUCAUCUCCAAGCAACCAAAACCAAUUUCUUGCUCCUCCUGUCAAUCUUCUGGCCAUGUGGAGUGUAAGUGGUGUGCAGGCACUGGCUUCUUUAUCCUUGGCAACAACAUGCUGUGUGAAGUACCCUCAAGAAAUACAAAAUGUGUGAUAUGCUCUGGAAAGGGCUUUGCAAGUUGUGCUGAUUGCCAAGGGACUGGGUUUCGUGCCAAGUGGCUUGAAGAGCCUUCUGUUGACAAAUGAGCUAAGGAAAUCAUUCAUAGUGUAAAUUUUACCAUUUCACAGUAAAUUAGGUAAUUGUAUGUACCUGUGUUCAUAUUCUCCACAUGUAACUACGGCACUAUUGUUUUCCUGUAACUGCAUCAGUUCCAUUCCUGUGACAUGUUGUUAAUUAUUCAAUAUACCUUUUUCUAUAA
This is a messenger RNA of Panicum hallii, 739 nucleotides long. RefSeq lists its product as uncharacterized. The transcript has 3 exons. The record is from RefSeq and is a predicted model, not a curated record. The coding region runs from base 120 to 566 and encodes 148 amino acids. NCBI's taxonomy places the organism in Eukaryota, Viridiplantae, Streptophyta, Magnoliopsida, Poales, Poaceae.